AAAUCAAAGAGUGCGUAACUAUGUCGGAACGUUCGGAAAUGGAACAUGUGAGCAGAUUCAGUGUAGGCACAAUACCUUUGUCUGUGCUCAUUGAGUUUAUUUCGCAAAAAGUGUAUACAGAUCUAAUGCGUCUUAUUGAUUUGUUACCAAGCAAAACUGAUCUUGAAAAAAAGAUAGAGAUUGCCACGUUCUUCAGUCGAACGCAGCAUAUAUUUAUUCGGCUUGAAGCACUUGUAAAAUGGUCCAACAGUGCAUCGAAGGUUGACAAGUGUGAGAAAAUCUCCAACUUUUUGGAAGAACAAACAUUCUUCUUAAUUAGCACAGCUAACGCUCUUUCCAGACUUCUCAGAGAAACACUUGUCAGUGCCAGAUUGCCUCCUUUUUCUGUGCUUAGUGCUAUAGAGGUUUUCACGAAAAAAGGAUACACUCGUCUUCCUAAGUCAAUUAAGAAUUGUGCUGUUGUCGAACAAUCGAUAAAUGAAAAAGAAAAACAAGAAGUUUUAUUAAAUUUGAAUAGUUUAAUCCAAACUCGUCUUAGCCUUAGUCAAAUACCAAAUCAAUUCCGAAAAAUAAAAAUAACUAAUGGACGUGCCCAUUUUCUUGUUCCAAAUGAAUUCAGUGUCACAUUAACUUUGAUGUCAGAAGCACUUGAUUUCCCAUGGCGAAUUCUGGACAUCAAGUUUCUAAUAAAAGACCCGUUGAUGAACUAUCAGGAUCUUGUUCAUCCGGCUCAGACAAGACUCAUCAUUAACCAGGCUCAGUCGCGUCUUCUUCAUCGUCAGUUCGAUAAACGUCCACCACUUGUUCAUCUCUACGACAUGUUACAUGCUUUUAGCUUAUCACUUCAGUUGGAUAUGUUGCAUGAACAAGCGCAACGGAUACGUUCAAAACGGUCACCGGAUCAGUUCACCAUAGAGGCGUAUAGACCUAGUAGAUGUCUAUCGAUCUGUUAUUGGCAUGGUUUAGCCAGAACUCAGUAUAACUCGAUCAUGAGUCUAGAUGGAAAAUUAUAUCCUACUGCUUAUUCGCUCACCAUUCAUGUUGAUAUGACAGAACCUCGGCGACCUUUGUGUCUAAGCCAUCGUCCGGAAAUUUCCACUUCUUUAACACAGUUAGUUGGAACUACAGUACAGCGGAACUGUCUUUCGAUUGAAACCCUUUUAACACAAACUAUGUUCGCUCGAGGCAAACAAAUGUUACAGGAUUUGCGACAAGAGUUACUUGUCCUUAGUCCCGGACCUGUACGUUUGACCGACGCUCCUUUAUGCCUUUACGUACCAGUUUUAUGGCCAUGUGGAUCACAGGAAUCCCUGCAAGUUCGCAUAGAUCCUGUCCAGGGUUUUAUAUGCGCUUCUUUCCCACUACUCACUUCCCUUGAUACCGAAUUCGGUGCUCUGAGUUCCCCUGUCAAUAUUCCUUCAAAUUUUACUGGGAUUACUGAAAAUUUUUCACGUUCCAGUGCUAUCAAUGCCCUCGCUUCAUUGGAGUCCGCCUUCAAUCAAGCGUCUUCGAAUCGUGUUCGUAUUGUCACUGCCUCUGGAGGCGGCGGGUUAGUUCAACCACAUGAAAGUGAUCGUAUUUCAUCGAUUCAAUCAAGAAGUCUACGUAACCUGGCACACGGUGAUGUUCGUUGGCGUACUGUAAUAUCGGAUUGUCUAGAACAUCUCCGACUGUGUUUAGGCCUAACGCGGUUAAUGCAAACAGCAAAAAUCCAUCGACCAUUUUGGCAUCCGUUUAAACGACAUCUUCCGCUAAUCUUAUCUCCUGUGCAAGUUGCAGCAGCCAAGACUCCAUGGUGUGAAAUGUUAAUCCGCUUGCAACAAUCAUGCCGUUGGCCUAUCCUAUUUGCUCAAUUAUUUCCAAAUAAUGAAUAUUAUAUAGCCUGCGAAGUAAUUUUAGCUCCGUUGAAUGUCCUCUACAAGUAUUACUUAAUUGUGUGUAGUGCACUUCCAGAACAUUACAUGAGUAGUAUUAGCACAAAUUCUCAAGGGGUGCUUGUCUAUAAUAACCAGGGUGAAGUGAGUUCCACCACCACCGCCACCACAACCGCUGGACACCACCACCAACAACAACAUCCCGGUGAAACUGGAUUAUUUCUUCAGGUGACUCAUUUCACACCACUUUCACCGGAUAUUGUCUGGUCGAAUAAUCCAUCGAUAACAUUGCAACGAUUAUGUGCUUGUAUCAGAAAGGCUCAAGCAAAUAUUGCAGAUGGACGUUCAUCGCGUUUAACUGAACUAUUAAAUCGAAUUAAAUUAUCGCAUGCAAUUGACACUGAGGCAAUUUCUAGUAGUAGUAAUAGUGGUAGUAGUAGUACUCUAGAUGAACCUCAAGCUACUGUGCCAACAUUAGCUCAUUUAUUCUCAAGAUUAGGCGAAAAUGUAAUCACCAGUUAUAUUACAAUGGAACUUUCGUGUGCAGGAAUCGAACACACUGGGAUACAUUAUGAUGGGUCAGGCUGUUUACCUACAAUUGCAAUAACCAGCAUACCUUUCAAUCCACCUAGUUGGUAUCCGACAGGUGGGGGUAUUAUCCCACUGAUGAAUUAUGUUCAUGAAAUUGUACUUCGUCCAUAUUUCGAUCCAUUUACACAUCGUCGUAGUUGGCAGUUGGAUAUUCUGUUCACCGGGAUUCAACCACAUUUGAAUAAUGCAGCUAAUCGUAAAUCCAAAUCUUCAAAAUAUAUACGUCAUCAAACAGCUGAAUGGACGGUUUCAAGACUGGAACACUUUAUUAUCGUUGUGCAUAAUAUACUCAUUGAAUGGGAAAGUUUAUGUUUAAUGCAUGCGCUAUGCUAUCAUGUGGUCAGUAAUCCUGAGAUUCAUCUGCCGGAUGGUGUCGAGGUGUAUUCAUACAAUUUGAAAUCAUUGGCAUUGGUUUAUGGGAAAACAUAUCUAGCUGAGAUAUCAAUGCCUACGGGGGGGAAUAGAUUCAAUCUGUCUCUGGGUUUCCGACCACUAGAUUCCGCCUCCUCUUCUGUUGUUAAUGAUGAUCGUCACGGUGAUAAUCGCAAUAAUAAUAAUGAUGGUGAUGCGGAUGACUGCGGCGAUGAUGGCAUUGCUGCUUUCAGUGCUGAUGGCGAUGAUGAUCAUAUCGUUAAUGUGGAUUUCAACCAUCAUAUGAUUGUUAGACAACAUUUAGAAGAAUUGCUGAAUACCAGUAAAUCGAUACACGUGUUAGCUACUACAUUGUUGAAUACAUUGAAGUUCUUCCAAUCUAUGGAGUAUCUUCGGGAUCUUGUUUUAUCCUAUAAUGGUUUAAAGGUUUUCCCUUUCUCCAACAACUCUAUCAAAUCUGUACGUGGUAUAGUGCUUAUCGCUUUGUCAUCAAAUGAUCUCAUACUUAUCUAUCGUGCAUCGUUAAGUCUACGGAUUAUUCUGAAGAAACUUCCGCAGCCAGCUACACUCCCCAGCCUGCAAUCAUCAUCAUCAUCAUCCUAUAAUCAUAACGAUUCAUGGAAGUACUUGAAGUGUAUUCAGUUAUCUGAUGGAUACAGUCAGUUAACUGGGAAGAUUUCGUAUCCAUCUGUUCCUGUGCCUACAGAGUCAUGGGAUAGUCAAACGAAUAGUGGCAACGCUGAUUUGUGCAAUUUAGUCCCUUUACCAGCCUUCACGAAAUUUUUGAAAUCCUUGGAGGAAUUGUUUGAAAUGAAUGCAGAGGAAAUAUCGACAGGAUUGACUGUUAGUCAAUUUAUUCAGCUAAUCAGACCAACUUAUACCAAACUGAAAUUAAGAGUAACUUCAAAAUGUUCAACUAUCCCUACUCCUACUGCUACUACUAUGACUACUUCUAAUCGAAUGAAUUCUAAGCUAACACUGCUUGAAUCCUACUUGUCAACGAGUCUUCUAUUUCACGCGGCUGUUUUAGCCAAUCAAAGCUUAGAUGUUCCUGUACUUGCUGUGAUGAAUGACCAGAAGGCGGACGAUCAUCGAAUCAAUCAGCAGAAUACGAAUGAUGUAUAUGCGAAUGCUGCAUUUAUGUCUGUUUGGCCAAUUUGUCAGCUGACUGUCCAUGUGUCAAUGUUGUCAACCUGUUGUCGUCAACCGACUGGCAUUGAAUCGUCUUCUUGUUCUCCUUCCUCGUGUUGGUGGCGAUUAAAACUUCAGUUAACUCAAAAUCAAAGUGGUGCUUGUGAUCAUCGAUGGCCUCCAGAUUCACUUAGCGUUUUUGAAGAAUUUUUCGAUAAUAGAGUUUGCUCAUUUCCUUUUCAACCAAGUGCAGUCACUGCAUUUUUCCAACUCUUGCUGCUUCCACCACACGCUUUACGUGCAAUGGCUCGUGUUCUAGCCUUUGAUCUUCACUCACCUGCUCAAGCGCCUGUUUAUGUUCGUAUUGGUCUUAUUGGUAUGGGGAUCAAUUCUCGUGUAACUGCCGUGGCCAAUUCAAUGGGGAAUAAUAAUAAUAAUAAUCAAUCGACGAAUUCUGCACAACAAAAUCUACUCAUAUUUGAUACAGGUACAGAUUUACAAGUCGGUAUGCCCGGAAUAAUUGUACGUCCGCCUAAAAUAACACUACAAUUGUUGAUUAUGCGGUCACAUUCUCGUCAUCAGGCUAAAGGUCCAGUUCCACUUGCACAACUCGUCGUUGUCGGUUAUGAUUGGGAGGCGAAUCAUGUUGUCAUUUAUCCAACAAGUGGUCAACAGCAAGGCGGUGUUGGCAAUAAUAGUGGUAGUAAUAACACUGGUAUUGGUGGCCCUGGUACUUCGUCCAACAAUCUACGAGGUCAGUCGGAUACUGGCGGCGGUAGCAGUCCAAGCCUACUACGAUUGCUGCAUGAUACCGAUGUUGAAUCGAAAGCGAAUGCAAUGGCUUCAAGCAGUAGUGAUUCAGCGCUGGUUCAACUUGUCCUAUUGAUCACACAAACUGUCGCUGCAUCUUAUCCGAUCAGUUCAGCUGGUCCAGCCGCGUUGAAUUCAGGUCUUACAGGGUUUCCAACUGCUCCUGGUAGUGGUGGUGGUGGAGGAGGAGGAGGCCCACAAGGUUUAUAUGGUUAGAUGAAUAAAUCGAUGCGAAUGAAUGGAUCCAUGUGAAUGAAUUGACUUUUUGAUAUAUAUAUAUCGACUUUUUUGUUUUGUUCUGUUUUCUAUUUGAAUGCAUUUAUUUUUACUAUUUUUUUAAAUAAACUGAAUAUCUUACGACUUCAUGUAUAU
Messenger RNA from Trichobilharzia regenti, 5150 nucleotides. Lineage: Eukaryota; Metazoa; Platyhelminthes; Trematoda; Strigeidida; Schistosomatidae. The record is from the annotation of a GenBank genome assembly.